GAUAUUGUUUUCACUCUUUCCUGCGUCGUCGGUUCGCCGAUCAAGAAUUCGACGGAUUGUGGCGAGUGCGAAGAUGUUGGGCGCGGCGGGAAGGCGAAUUCUUGGAUUAGGGCUGGGGAAACGGGCGCCGGGGGCGGUGACGGCGGCGGCCUCGCGGGGAUACCACGAGAGGGUGGUGGACCACUACGAGAACCCUCGGAACGUCGGAUCCUUCGACAAGAGUGAUCCUUCGGUGGGGACGGGUCUUGUCGGCGCGCCGGCGUGUGGCGACGUGAUGAAGCUGCAGAUCAAGGUCGACGAUGAUACUGGAAAGAUCGUCGAUGCCUGCUUCAAGACCUUUGGUUGCGGCUCGGCCAUCGCGUCAUCUUCUGUUGCAACAGAAUGGGUGAAAGGAAAACAUAUGGAAGACGUGUUAUCCAUCAAAAAUACAGAAAUUGCCAAACACCUUUCACUUCCACCGGUGAAGCUUCACUGCAGCAUGCUCGCUGAAGAUGCAAUCAAAGCUGCUGUGAAAGACUACAAAGCAAAAAAUUCCAAGGCAACUGGAAAGGCUGAGACAGUGCAAACUGACAAAGUUGAGAAUACCUAAAAAGAUGACCUACUUGGAAGAACAUGCAUACAAUUAUUUUACCGAGUUGUAUAACUUGUGCCCAGUUUGCUAUCACAUGCCUAUGUCGGUACAAACCCAUCCUAGAAAGAUUGAUUUGAUGCAUACCUGUCCUGAUACCUUCUUGGUUAGGAUGCCAUUUUCCACUGUGAUCAUGUUCUUCAAAAAUAAGCUAUGGUGAUAUGGACAUGUUGAAGAUGUUAUAUCUAGGAUUUGUGAUUGUUUGUGUGCUUA
Zingiber officinale is the source of this 841-nucleotide messenger RNA. RefSeq names its product iron-sulfur cluster assembly protein 1-like. Gene Ontology annotation, biological process: intracellular iron ion homeostasis; iron-sulfur cluster assembly. Bases 74 to 589 code for a protein of 171 amino acids. Gene Ontology annotation, cellular component: mitochondrial matrix; cytoplasm. The record is from RefSeq and is a predicted model, not a curated record. The transcript is spliced from 3 exons. Gene Ontology annotation, molecular function: ferrous iron binding; 2 iron, 2 sulfur cluster binding. NCBI's taxonomy places the organism in Eukaryota, Viridiplantae, Streptophyta, Magnoliopsida, Zingiberales, Zingiberaceae.